AUGGGUAAAACGAAGUGGGCGGAUGUUGCACCCAAGAUACAAGGCGUCUCAAAUGCUAUUCACGAGAGUUUUCGCACUGAGGAAGAGGCUAUUGCGGUAUAUGAGCGCUCUGAACGCGCCGGCGUAGUACGAGCUAUUGGGCGUGGUGGUCGUACGGUGACCACUGCUGCACCGCCUAUUGCGGGUACUUCCCACCGACAGGAAGUUCCUACCGAUAGAACUUCUUCGUCUCCCCCUACGGGACUGACUCAAUACGGCACUCAGAACUCAACGCCCGCAAGGAGCUCCCCUGGACCACCGCCUCCAGCGCAACAACCAGUUGUACCUGCGAUGUCUUCAACUUCCCCACGAGUAGCGUCCCGGGCCCGUUCGUCCGGGAAUCAAGUGGAAGGGCAACACUCAAUUCUUCAGACCAUGACAAAGGAACCUCACUCGCCGCCGCGAGAAGGACACAGGCACUGUACACAUGGUGGACGUCUUACACCUGAGCACCGUUUGCCUGUCCGUCAAGGAGAGAGACAGCACUCCUAUCCGAGAGUCGCGAAAACUGAGCCUCGUUCGCCGCGCGUGGAAGUCCAGAGAUGCGAGGCACACACUUCGAACGCUAAGCCUCGCUCGCCUGCAACUCGGGUGCACGCAAAUUCUCCUAGCACUGCGCAACGUGGGGAACCCUCCCGACCCAGGACAGAGCCCGAAUCGCCCAAGCCAGAGGACACUCCAACAACGGAGACACUCUCUCCGCUGUUGGAGUUGCGGUCCUCUGUCUCGCUCCCUUCAGUGCGCUCAUCGCCAGCGAGCUUGCCCAGAAGGACGGAAAGCGAGUUGGCCAGCAGCCCGGCCUCCAGUCACUCGUCUUGUCGAUGCAGCUGUCAUCGGCGUUCGCGCACGAAUGCGACCCCAGGGACAGCUCGGACUCGGACCAGCUCCAGUGUAGCUGUUCCGAGCCCGCCUCAGGGUGUAGUUCCGACUGAGCCCAACACACCUUUACCGACGCCUAGCAGGCACGGGGACGCACCGUUGCCGUCGCCCAGCAGGAGCAGGCAUAUCGAUCUGAAUGCGCUCGGUCUGUCGCAGCCCAUUCACGUUAGGAAUACGUCGUAUCACGAUGCUUUUGACCCUCGGUCACCUAUCGCAAGGUCCACCUCGUUGCCUAUGGAAGCUAGCCACAGACCGGUGUUCGGUCGGCCAUCGCCAACGCUGGCCAGUCAAGCAUAG
Messenger RNA from Gloeophyllum trabeum ATCC 11539, 1215 nucleotides. RefSeq lists its product as uncharacterized. Lineage: Eukaryota; Fungi; Basidiomycota; Agaricomycetes; Gloeophyllales; Gloeophyllaceae. The transcript is spliced from 3 exons. The record is from RefSeq and is a predicted model, not a curated record. The coding region runs from base 1 to 1215 and encodes 404 amino acids.